UGACAUCCACCGCAGGUGUUAAAACUCACUGUGUACAAGCAUCUGUUCAAACUAACUCUUCGUCAGAUUUCUCCAUAGGAAAGAUCUCCUAAAUCACACCAAGAUGCCCCAGGGGGCCACCAGGACAAUGAGUGCACCACCAAAACAACUGCAGACAAAGCUGAGCACUUGGACUCCACUCAACCAUCAGAUGUCUAACAACCAUGUUUUUGAAGAAAGAAGGCUUCUACUCAGGAAAUGGUUUGACAAGUGGUCGGACGGCCAGCGCAAGGCGGUGCUGCGGGACGUUCUGUGGCGGUGUUCCGCGUCGCAGCUGAGGCACCUGCAGGCCAGCCUGGUUGCCAUGGUUCCGCAGCAGGUUCUAGACUUCACGGCGGUGCUGCCCAGGGUUCUCUCCCUCUACAUCUUCUCCUUCCUGGACCCCAGGAGCCUCUGCCGCAGCGCACAGGUGAGCUGGCACUGGCGUGGCAUGGUGGAGCUGGACCAGCUGUGGAUGCCCAAGUGCGUGAGGCUGGGCUGGUACAUCAACUUCACCCCCUCCCCGUUCGAGCAGGGCGUGUGGAAACGCCACUACAUAGAGACCGUCAAGGACCUGCACGUCAGCAAACCAAAGACUCCAGUGAAAGAGGCCUUCGUUGUACCUGAAGUGCACGCGAUUGGCCACGAAGAAGACCGGGAACUGGCCCCUACGUCAUCUGCCAACCAACCACGAGAGAGUCGCUCCAGGAGAGGUGUCGCUACUACUGCUACUACGGUUAUCCGUAGCUCAGUGGGCGGGGCAAGCACAGCAGGACCGCCUCCCUGGAGACAUGCAGACCUGCAUCCUACAGACACCAGACGCUUUAACUACCUGGAGAACCCAGACCCCAUCCAACAAGCACGUAGAGCUCGAGCGAAAGGGAAGAGGAUCAACCUGAGCAGCACAGCACCCCCAGAGGACAACACCACCCAGAAGAAGGCCCUCUCCGCCUCCGCAUAUAAACUACGCAAGGCCAAGUCCCUGAUGUUCUUGUCCAUGGAUCAGCAGGCCUGGGAAAAGAAGCGUCCUGAUUGGGCCGUCCGGAGCGCCGAGCCCGACCAGUACCCCGUCAGCAAGGAGGCGGCGGAGCGCCUGGCCCGCAGUGGCCAAUGGAAUGCUGGGAUACGGCCGGCCCCUGUGCGGCCUCCAGUGCCCAGGCUGAGCGCCGAGGGGCUCAGGGCCUCCCUCCGGACACACAGGAGCUCACCUAGUGUUCCAUUAUUCGAAGAGCGACCCUGGAAGAUCCCUUCAAGUAGGGACUCACAGGAGGGUUGACCUGUAGAACCUUUUUGAACAUUCUGGAAGCAGAACCUGUGGACCAUUCUAGAACUGGAACUGGAACCUCUGGAACCGAUUGGAUGGUUUUGGUGUCCAUGUGAAAACAGAGUCCUUUCAAAUGUCAAAUGGAAACUGUAUACUGACUACAGAACUAAGGUUAUGCAAUAGGCCUACUAUAAAACCGUCAAUAAUGUUCAGAAUAUUUUAUUUGCAGUUGCCAUUUGUAAAGUGUACUUUUUAUUUGUAUGUAUUUGGUAUUAUGUGAUUAUAUAGGCUAUUUAUUUUAUUGUCUUUGAAGAUAAAAUAUCUGGAUAAUUUAAUUUGCCAAGUGAUGCAAGUUGUAGCCUAAACAUGUUCCAGAAAUCCAGAAUAAAUCCAACUGUUUGUCUUAAAUGAUGCAAUAGUUGAUGAAAUUGAUGAAGUUGAUGAAAUU
Engraulis encrasicolus (European anchovy) is the source of this 1730-nucleotide messenger RNA. RefSeq names its product F-box protein 16 (gene fbxo16). The record is from RefSeq and is a predicted model, not a curated record. The coding region runs from base 104 to 1294 and encodes 396 amino acids. Gene Ontology annotation, molecular function: protein binding. The transcript has 9 exons. NCBI's taxonomy places the organism in Eukaryota, Metazoa, Chordata, Actinopteri, Clupeiformes, Engraulidae.